AUGGAAAGAGCAAUUCAUACCAACCUGAAUCCAAACUCACCCAAUAAUGUAUCUUUUUCCUCUCCUCAUCAUCCCACACCUGAUCCACCAAAAAAAUCUGAACCACACCAUGCCAUGAGGCCUAAUGGACUUAGAGCUCUUGACCAUGAUCCAACCUCAGAUCUUAGCACUUUUGGUGCACACAAGUACUUCAACCAUGGGACCAACAAUGACAACAUCCAAAGAGUAACCAUCAACGGCAACAGCAGAGUUUCUCCCCUGCUCAACUUGGACACAGAACACAAACACAGUCCAGAACAAGGUGAUAUCACAAAGUCCACAAGGUCAUCAUUCUCGAAUUCAGCUUCAUCAUCAGUUGGUGGUAAUGGUAACUACAACAACAUGAUCAACAACUACAAAGCUCAUUCUUUCCAUGUUGCAACUCCAACUCCACCACCUUCCUCAUCCAAGUCCACUCUAAACAACAAAGCUGGUUUGUUAUUCCACCAUCCUCAAAAAAAUACAAUCUCAGUUAUAAACCCUCCUCAAACUUCUUCCAAUCUCACAAAGAAACUCAGAACUUCUUCCAAUCUCACAAAGAAACUCAGAACUUCUUUGUCAAAAUCCAUUUGGCUUUUGAGAAGAAAAUGCCCUUGCAGUGAUAAAAAGUCAGUGCAAGUCAAAGGAAACACAAAAAACUACUCCCCGAAACCCAAAACCUCACCCUCACAAACUCAAACCCUCACACACAACCAAAUCUACAAAGAUUCCUUAAAUCACAAGGCAGCAGCACCACCAUCAUCAUCCAACAAGGAAUUGAAAUCUCAAAGUUUGUUCCACCAUCAUCAUCCACCUGCCAUGAACCAAGCCAGAAGGCCACCAAGUGAAGGAGGAUUCGCUUUCCCUUUGGUCAUGGCAACAAACUCCACCAAACCCACAAAUCCUCACCAGGUUCUUCUGAACGUUGUUCAUGAAGAAGAGGACACAACUCCACGAGAGUCCUUGCACGUGUUCCAACCUCCAAGCCCCUCCAAGUCACGUGCCAUGGAUGAUGAUGCGGCUAGUGAUGCAAGUUCUGAUCUUUUUGAAAUUGAGAGCUUCUCCACUCAAACUACUACACUCCCAUACCCCAUUACUACACCCUCUAUUGCACUGUGCCAUGAAACCACCGAUCAUGAGUUCUUCUUUACCGCUGACGCCGGCUGCAGCUUGUGGCGGCGGCGGCGGCUCAGGGAUACUGAGGUGCUGCCACCACUUUAA
Sphenostylis stenocarpa is the source of this 1239-nucleotide messenger RNA. Lineage: Eukaryota; Viridiplantae; Streptophyta; Magnoliopsida; Fabales; Fabaceae. The record is from the annotation of a GenBank genome assembly.